This is a messenger RNA of Artibeus jamaicensis (Jamaican fruit-eating bat), 2093 nucleotides long. It is a transcript of the gene CERS2, whose product is annotated as ceramide synthase 2. The coding region runs from base 87 to 1229 and encodes 380 amino acids. Gene Ontology annotation, molecular function: DNA binding; sphingosine N-acyltransferase activity. Gene Ontology annotation, biological process: ceramide biosynthetic process. NCBI's taxonomy places the organism in Eukaryota, Metazoa, Chordata, Mammalia, Chiroptera, Phyllostomidae. Gene Ontology annotation, cellular component: membrane. The record is from RefSeq and is a predicted model, not a curated record. The transcript is spliced from 11 exons.
GACCUCUCCACCGACUCAGUGGUAGCUCUCUACACAAACCCUCCAACGCGCCUUAGUCGUGCCCUCUCCACGUUCGGGGUCAAGGAAUGCUCCAGACCUUGUAUGACUACUUCUGGUGGGAGCGGCUGUGGCUGCCUGUGAACUUAACCUGGGCUGAUCUAGAAGACCGAGAUGGACGCAUCUACGCCAAAGCCUCAGACCUCUACAUCACACUACCCCUGGCCUUGCUCUUCCUCAUCAUUCGACACUUCUUUGAGCUUUAUGUGGCCACACCACUGGCUGCCCUCCUGAAUGUAAAGGAGAAAACUCGGCUGCGGGCUCCUCCCAACCCCACCUUGGAGCAUUUUUACCUAACCAGUGGCAAGCAUCCUAAACAGGUGGAGGUAGAGCAGUUAUCCCGGCAGAGUGGGCUCUCUGGCCGCCAGGUAGAGCGAUGGUUCCGCCGCCGCCGCAACCAGGACCGGCCAAGUCUCCUCAAGAAGUUCCGAGAAGCCUGCUGGAGAUUCACAUUUUACCUGGUUGCUUUCAUUGCUGGCAUGGCUGUCAUUGUGGAUAAACCCUGGUUCUAUGACAUGAAGAAAGUUUGGGAGGGAUACCCCAUACAGAGCACCAUCCCUUCUCAGUACUGGUACUACAUGAUUGAGCUUUCUUUCUACUGGUCCCUGCUCUUCAGCAUCGCCUCUGACGUUAAGCGAAAGGAUUUCAAGGAGCAGAUCAUCCACCACGUGGCCACUAUCAUUCUCAUCAGCUUCUCCUGGUUUGCCAAUUACAUCCGAGCAGGGACUCUCAUCAUGGCUCUGCAUGACUCUUCCGACUACCUGCUAGAGUCAGCCAAGAUGUUUAACUAUGCGGGAUGGAAAAACACCUGCAACAACAUCUUCAUCGUCUUUGCCAUCGUCUUCAUCAUCACCCGACUGGUCAUCCUGCCGUUCUGGAUCCUGCACUGCACCGUGGUGUACCCGCUGGAGCUCUAUCCUGCCUUCUUUGGCUAUUACUUCUUUAACUCCAUGAUGGGAGUGCUACAGAUGCUGCACAUCUUCUGGGCCUACCUCAUUCUGCGCAUGGCCCACAAGUUUGUAACUGGAAAGCAGGUAGAAGAUGAGCGCAGUGACCGAGAAGAAACAGAGAGCUCCGAGGGGGAAGAGGCCGCGUUUGGGGGAGGAGCAAAGAGCCGGGCCCUAGCCAAUGGCCACCCCAUCCUCAUCAACAACCAUCGUAAGAACGACUGAACCACUGUCCCUGCCACCCCUCAGAUUAAUGUGUAAAGCCAAGGAACUGUCCCCUGCCCCCCAGUAGGGUCACUUUAAGUUCUGGAGAAAAAGGAGAACGCCAGAAGUGAGUUAUUCUCUUUGCCCCCACCCCCUGCUUGUCACCCAGUUGCCUUUAAACCAAAUCCUGACCGACCAAUCCCCAUGUCUCCACCUGGGGGAGGGUUAGUGAUAUUGUCACAGGGGUGAGGGGACAUAGUCUUUAUUUUCCACCUCGUCCUUUCUGUUGCUUUCAAGACCCUUCCUCAGCUCUAGGGGUGGGGAUUACAACUCACAUUCCUUAUCCUUCAGAAUUUGGCCCUAGCUGUUUGCCUUUGACCCCCUGACCUCCAGAGCCAGGGUCGUGCCUUACUGUCCCAUUUGUGGGCCUCAUUCUGCCAAAGUUGGACCAAGGCUCACCCUUUCUAAGCUCCCUAACUUGGACCAGAAACCAAAGCUGAGCUUUUAAUCUUUUCUCUCCUAAGAUGCAAAUGAACUGAGUGUAGGAGGGUAAACAUGACCCUUACCCUACCUCUGCCAAAAAGUGGGGCCAUACUGGGGACUGCUCAGACAGUCUUCGUGUUACUUUUCUGCCAGCUGUCCCCUGUAGUCACCAGGUCCAAGAUCUUACUGCCUCCUUUCUCUGGCCUCUUCCCUUAGGCUAGUUGGUUUGGAGUAGAAUGGCAACUAGUUCUAAUUUUUUAAUUUAUUAAACAUUCGGGGUUUUGGUUUUAAAGCCAGAAUUACAGCUAGCACCUGGCCUUUUAGCAGUGGGACCACUUCAAACCAAAAUGUACUGUUAAUGGUUUUUUAAUUAAAAUAUAUUAAAGAUUAAGUAAAACAUGG